CACCCACCUAUCCUCGCUCUGAAAGAAGAACCGGGCGGAUAAUAUGUCAACCCCGAGCAGAUUCAAGAAGGACAAGGAGAUCGUGGCCGAAUAUGAAAGUCAAGUGAAAGAGAUUCGAGCUCAGCUAAUAGAGCAACAGAAAUGUCUGGAGCAGCAGACGGAGAUGAGGGUGCAACUUCUUCAAGACCUGCAAGAUUUCUUUCGCAAAAAAGCGGAAAUAGAGACUGAAUAUUCUCGCAAUUUAGAAAAAUUAGCAGAAAGGUUCAUGGCGAAAACAAGAAGUACUAAGGACCAUCAACAAUACAAGAAAGACCAGAAUCUGCUGUCUCCAGUAAAUUGCUGGUAUUUACUCCUCAACCAAGUGAGACGGGAAAGCAAAGAUCAUGCAACCUUGAGUGAUAUCUACCUGAACAACGUCAUCAUGCGAUUUAUGCAGAUAAGUGAAGAUUCCACAAGGAUGUUCAAGAAGAGCAAAGAGAUUGCAUUCCAGCUUCAUGAGGAUUUAAUGAGGGUUCUUAAUGAGCUUUAUACGGUCAUGAAAACUUACCAUAUGUAUCAUACAGAGAGCAUCAGUGCAGAAAGCAAACUAAAGGAAGCUGAAAAACAGGAAGAGAAGCAAAUUGGGAGGUCGGGAGAUCCUGUUUUUCACAUUCGGCUGGAGGACAGACACCAGAGACGCAGCUCUGUGAAGAAAAUUGAAAAGAUGAAGGAAAAACGUCAAGCAAAAUAUUCUGAAAAUAAGCUGAAAUCCAUUAAAGCCAGAAAUGAAUAUUUGCUAACCCUUGAAGCAACAAAUGGCACUGUGUUCAAGUAUUACAUUCAUGACCUUUCAGAUCUGAUUGAUUGUUGCAAUCUUGGAUAUCAUGCAAGCCUGAACAGAGCCUUAAGAACAUAUCUCUCUGCAGAGUAUAACCUUGAAACCUCUCGACAUGAGGGUCUGGACAUCAUUGAAAAUGCUGUUGACAAUUUGGAACCACGAAGUGACAAGCAGAGAUUCAUGGAGAUGUAUCCGACAGCCUUUUGCCCUCCAAUGAGAUUUGAGUUCCAGCCCCAUAUGGGUGAUGAGGUUUCUCAGGUCAGUGUACAGCAGGCAGUCCAAGGGGAACUCAUGCUUAGGUAUCAGCAGCUUCAGUCACGACUGGCCACAUUGAAAAUUGAAAAUGAGGAGGUUAAGAAGACGACUGAAGCUACUUUGCAGACAAUACAAGAUAUGGUCACCAUUGAGGACUACGACGUUUCUGAAUGUUUCCAGCACAGUCGUUCAACAGAGUCUGUGAAGUCAACAGUUUCUGAGACCUACUUGAGCAAGCCUAGCAUUGCAAAGAGAAGAGCGAACCAGCAGGAGACAGAGCAGUUCUAUUUCAUGAAAUUCAGAGAGUAUCUGGAGGGAAGUAAUCUCAUCACAAAGCUCCAAGCAAAGCAUGAUUUACUGCAGCGAACACUUGGAGAAGGCCAUAGAGCAGAAUAUAUGACUACAAGCCGAGGUCGAAGGAACUCCCACACAAGGCAUCAGGACUCUGGGAAAGUAAUCCCCCUCAUUGUAGAAAGCUGCAUCCGAUUUAUCAACUUGUAUGGUCUCCAGCACCAGGGCAUUUUCAGAGUAUCUGGCUCCCAGGUGGAAGUCAAUGAUAUUAAAAAUUCAUUUGAGAGAGGUGAAAAUCCUUUGGCAGAUGACCAAAGUAACCAUGACAUUAACUCAGUUGCUGGAGUACUGAAGCUCCAUUUCCGAGGGCUGGAGAACCCUGUCUUUCCUAAGGAAAGAUUUAAUGAUCUUAUUUCUUGUGUCAGAAUAGAAAAUCUCUAUGAGAGAGCUCUUCACAUACGAAAACUCCUCCUGACUUUGCCCAGAUCAGUCCUUAUAGUGCUAAGAUAUCUUUUUGCUUUCCUCAAUCACCUUUCACAGUACAGCGAUGAAAAUAUGAUGGAUCCGUAUAACCUGGCCAUUUGUUUUGGCCCAACGUUGAUGCCUGUUCCAGACAUUCAAGAGCAAGUGUCGUGUCAGGCUCACGUGAACGAAAUAAUCAAAACUAUCAUCAUUCAACACGAAACCAUUUUUCCAGAUUCUAAGGAGCUGGAUGGCCCCGUUUAUGAGAAAUGUAUGGCUGGUGAUGAAUACUGUGAUAGUCCUUAUAGUGAACAUGGUACCUUAGAAGAAGUGGACCUAGAUGUUGGUACCGGACCACACACCAGUGAAGAUGAAUGUGAACCGAUAGAAGCUAUUGCCAAGUUUGACUAUGUUGGAAGAUCUGCACGAGAGCUGUCUUUUAAGAAAGGGGCCUCCCUGCUCUUAUAUCAUCGAGCUUCUGAUGACUGGUGGGAAGGAAGACACAAUGGAAUUGACGGCCUUGUACCUCACCAAUACAUAGUGGUUCAAGAUAUGGAUGAUACAUUUUCAGACACACUGAGCCAGAAAGCAGAUAGUGAAGCCAGCAGUGGACCAGUAACAGAGGACAAGUCUUCCUCUAAGGAUAUGAACUCGCCCACAGAUCGACAACCCGAAAUAUAUUCCGGAAGGCAGCGCAAGAGACCUGAACUUCCACUUCCCGGGAGACGCCCUGGCAGAACCAGCGACGGACACUGUCCAGUUCAUCAACCACACAGCCUUGCCAAUUCAUCGCUGGAGUUGGGCUCCCCCAGUAUGAUAAGCCACAGCGCUUCUCGUGCUGCCCUUCAUAACCGCAGCCUCAAUACAGAUAGCCCAGAAAGGAGACGAAGGCCUGGUCAUGGCAGCCUCACCAAUAUUAGUAGGCAUGAAUCCCUGAAGAAAAUUGACAGCCCACCCAUUAGAAGAUCAACAUCAUCUGGCCAGUACCCAGUUUUCAAUGAUCACAAACCACUUGACCCAGAGGCAAUUGCUCAGGAUAUUGAAGAAACAAUGAACACAGCUCUGAAUGAACUCCGGGAACUAGAACGUCAAAGCUCUGCAAAACAUGCCCCAGAUGUAGUGCUGGAUACCUUGGAGCAAAUGAAAAAUUCCCCCUCCAGUACCGCCUCCACGGAAUCCCUGAGCCCUCUUCACAGUGUCCUCUUAAGAAGCACCGAGCCUCAGAUUCGGCGUAGCACCAGCUCUUCCAGUGAUACUAUGAGUACUUUCAAGCCCAUGGUGGCACCUAGGAUGGGGGUGCAACUGAAACCGCCUGCCCUUAGGCCAAAGCCCAUCGUUCUUCCAAAAACAAACCCAACCGUGGCCCCUUCCUCUCCUUCCCAAGGUCCGGCAGACAAGUCUUGCACAAUGUGAAAACCCAAGCAGUUUGUGUGACAUGCGUGGAGUGAACUACCAAAAGGAUGGAACGCUGAUAAAUGUCUUGUGUUCCAUCGCACCAUUCGUUUCUUAUUUAUAACGGGAGA
This is a messenger RNA of Lacerta agilis (Sand lizard), 3348 nucleotides long. RefSeq names its product SLIT-ROBO Rho GTPase activating protein 1 (gene SRGAP1). Gene Ontology annotation, cellular component: cytoplasm. Gene Ontology annotation, molecular function: protein binding. The transcript has 22 exons. Gene Ontology annotation, biological process: negative regulation of cell migration; signal transduction. Bases 44 to 3238 code for a protein of 1064 amino acids. NCBI's taxonomy places the organism in Eukaryota, Metazoa, Chordata, Lepidosauria, Squamata, Lacertidae. The record is from RefSeq and is a predicted model, not a curated record.